Mycena citricolor is the source of this 1224-nucleotide messenger RNA. NCBI's taxonomy places the organism in Eukaryota, Fungi, Basidiomycota, Agaricomycetes, Agaricales, Mycenaceae. The record is from the annotation of a GenBank genome assembly.
AUGCCAACGAUCGAAAUCACCCCGUUCUCCGGCCGCCGAGAUGGUACCAACAUGCUCACGGCCGACUGGGUCCGUGCCGUACGGCAAGCUGUUACAGACCGCCAGUAUGCGACGACGGAGGAGCAGAUACGUGCAGUAAACUACCAUUUGAAACCUGACAGCCCGGCAGAGGACUACAUGUUGGGCCUGACGGCAACAUCACCGGCGCGCGCGUCCCUUGAUGCGUACCUGGACGAACUCAAGGCCACCUUCCCGGGACUCAAGCCGAUUCGGCGCACCGCCGCUUCCUACGAGGCCGAGCUCCUGAAGACGAGGAUCACGGUGGCGGAGCUUGCCGCGGAGACGGUGAGGAGAGGAGAGGUCGAGGUAUACGUCCAGGAGGACUUUGCGAAUCAGGUGGAGGACUUGGCCAUUCAGGCGCGGGUCAAAGACACGUUGGCUGGGUAUCCGCUGUGGAAGGAGAACCAGCCGAGCAUCAUUGUAAAGGCCCUCAAGCCGGAUCCCGCUAGCUGGGCAGACGUGGCCGCACGAAUCCGGGCGAUCGCUAACUCGGACAUCCACGAACUUGCCGAAGGACACCGUGCUACCGCGAACACCUUGCGCGAACAACAACUGCUCAAGGCCAACAUCAACGACCUGACGCGCAGCUUCAGCGCCCUCCGGUUGCCUCCUGCAUCCCCCGCGGCCGCCGCUAUAGCCCCCAAACAAGCGCAAGCUCCUCCAGCGACCAGUCGGCUACAGAACGCGACCCAACAAGAUCGACCCCGCCAAGCCCAGUUCGAAAGGGACUAUACCCCAACAGCAGACGAAGUCAUGCAGAUCAGGGCUGCCCGCGAGAAGUGUAUAUCGCUAGCGCAGCCGGACACCCCGCAAGGGCGCACUACGUACAAUCAGCAGCGGGCUGCAUGGGCGACUCAGCAUGAUGCUGCACGCUUAGCCGGCACACAACGCCUAUGGGAAACCGGGUACCCGCUCGCGCCGGGCACGCAGGCGCCGUGCAGCCGCGAAUGCUGGAAGUGCGGAUACCCGCGCCAUGGGAGUGGGGAGUGUACGGCGCCGUUUGUUCCAGGGGACGAGCGCCGCUUCAGGUACCUCUGCCACACGUGGCUUGGUCAGACGCGUGCAGCCCCAGCCACGGUACCAGUGAACGUGGUCGAUUGGACGUCAAUUGGAGCGCCUACCGAGGAAGAUCUCCAGGAUUUUCGGGCGGGGCUGACGCAGUAG